Messenger RNA from Paraglomus brasilianum, 3204 nucleotides. The record is from the annotation of a GenBank genome assembly. Lineage: Eukaryota; Fungi; Glomeromycota; Glomeromycetes; Paraglomerales; Paraglomeraceae.
AUGGCGCCAUUUUAUCAACGUCCCGAGAAUGCGCUAAAAAGAGCUGAAGAACUCAUCGCGGUCGGUCAGAAUGCCGCAGCAUUAACAUCACUGCAUGAGAUUAUAAUUUCGAAAAGGUCGCGCAACCAGCAGCUUACUGCUCUGGAACCGAUCAUGCUUUUAUUUGUCAAGUUGUGCGUUGAUCUAAGAAAGGGAAAAAUCGUUAAAGAAGGCUUGCUUCAAUAUAAGAAUAUCUCCCAGAAUUCUAACGUACCAACUAUCGAGCUCGUAAUUAAGAAAUUUAUCGAAUUGAGCGAAGAAAAGGUUACGGCAGCCCAAGCGAAAGCUGAUAAAAUUGCCUUGGAUGUCGAUGAUCUUGAAGCAUCAGAAACACCAGAGUCCAUCAUGUUGAGUACUGUCAGUGGAGAACAGAGCAAGGAUAGAACUGACAGAGCUGUUGUCACACCGUGGCUUAGAUUCUUAUGGGAUGCAUAUCGGACAGUAUUGGACACAUUGAGAAAUAAUGCACGAUUAGAAAUUUUGUAUCAGGAAAUUGCUCAUCAAGCAUUCCAGUUCUGUCUAAAAUACUCUCGAAAAACAGAAUUCAGAAGAUUGUGUGAUCUACUUCGGAAUCAUCUCCAAAACAUAUCCAAAUAUGCGCAUCAACAACACGCAAUAAACUUGAAUGAACCCGAGACGCUUCAACGUCAUUUGGAUACUCGCUUUUCGCAACUCAACGCUGCAGUCGAAUUGGAACUGUGGCAGGAAGCUUUUCGUUCAGUGGAAGAUAUACACAAUCUGUUAUCCAUGUCGAAACGACUUCACAAGCCGGUGAUGAUGGCAAAUUACUAUGAUAAAUUGACGAAAAUAUUUCUAGUCAGCGGUAAUUACCUGUUCCAUGCGGCUGCUUGGAACAAAUAUUACACUCUGGUCAAAAUGCAAAAUAAAUCAUUGACAGAUGAAGAGAACACUCGAAUGGCAUCUUUUGUGCUUCUAUCUGCUCUGGCAAUUCCAGUGAUUACAAGUUCAAAGACGAGAGCAUUAAUAGAAAUUGAUGACACAAAGAGUAAACAUCACCGACUUGCUGUGUUACUUGGGAUGAGUCGUGCUCCAAUGAGAACUGGUUUACUAAAAGAAGCUUUAAACAAGAACAUUUUAAGGCGAGUUCGUCCUGAAUUGAGAGAACUUUACAACAUCUUGGAAGUGCAAUUCCAUCCGCUAUCAAUCUGCAAGAAAAUCGAGCCAAUCAUGAACCAACUUGCUCAAGACAAAGAAAUGGUUAAGUACGUCAAACCUCUUCAUCAAGUCAUAUUGACCCGUCUAUUCCAACAACUCUCACAAGUAUACGAUACGGUCAAACUUGAUUUCGUCGUUAAUCUCGCCUCAUUCGCUGCUCCCUACAAAUAUGACGCAGCAGCUAUCGAAAAAUUCAUCAUGAACGGAUGCAAGAAGGGCGAACUGUCGAUUCGUAUAGAUCAUACGACGAGUAGUUUGACGUUCGAGACUGAUUUAUUUUCUGCUCCCAAGAAUUCCGAAGCCGAUGGAGUCAAGCUACAAUCAUCGCCGGCGGAUAGAAUGCGUGAUCAUUUGUCAAAGCUUGCUAAAUGUUUCCAUGCGACAGUGCACAUGAUUGAUCCAUCUAUUAUUGAAGCCAAGGAAGAGGCUAAAAGGCAAGCCCUUCAGCGUGCAUUAGCCGGCAUGACGGAAGAACAUAAUAACGCUCUUGCACGAAAGGCUAUAAUAGAACGAAGAAAGAAGCUUGUCGAGACGUUACUUGUGCGAAAGGAAAAAGAAGAACAGCGAGAAAAAAGCUUACGACAAAAGCAGAUGGAGGAAGAUGCACAAAAACGCGCUAUAGAAGAGGCCUUGAAACGAGAACGGGAGAGACGUCAACGCGAGAUCGAAGCUAUUCAAAAAGAGGAAGCCAAGAAGUUGGCCGAAUCUCUUAGGAACAAGAAUCUAAAAGUCGAAGCCAAGGACCUUGAGACUCUGGAUACCGAGAAACUUGUUCAAUUACAAGUAGAGCAGCUUGAAAAAGAAAAACGUGAACUCAACGAACGUCUCCGAGCAACAGCUAAACGAAUGGAUCAUUUGGAACGUGCAUAUCGCAAGGAGGAGAUUUCUCUUCUUGAAAAAGAUUACGAACGACAAAAGAAAGCCGAUAAAGCCUUCCAUGAAGCUGCCCGCCAAGUUCAACUCGAAACUGCCCGUACUAAACAUACAAGCGAUCUCAAAAUCAAGGAAAGACUGUCCAAAAUGCUGUCGGAUUAUCAUAACAAUCGUGCGGAAAUAGAGAACAAACGAUUCGAAGAGUUUGAACAACGUCGGCAACUCCAAGAAGGUACGAAAACGGCACUAAUGAUUAUUAUAGGCAACGUUGACAGUACUAUCUUGUUUUUAAUUAAUGAUCUAUCGUUUUAUUGCAUUGCAAACUUGAACAAUGCAGAACUCGAAAGACAACGUGAAGAAGAACUCGAAAGGAAGAGGAAACUCGACGAAGUUGUCGCUAUACAACGCGAAAGAGAAGAGGCUGCAGAGAAGAGACGCCUUGCACGCGAAAAAGAGAUUCGGGAGCGGGAAGAACAAGAACGAGAACGCAGGCGCGAGGAAGAGCUUGCUCGAUUACGUCAAUCUCCUCCUUCUUCACCUGUUACUACUAGCUCACCCAGUGCUUACGUACCGCCAAACAGACGUCCUACGACUGAAGCUUGGCGUCGUCCGGUGGCUGAAACGUCAUGGCGUCGAAACACAGAUGAAGCGAAGGGGACGCCAGCGAAGGAUGCAUCAGUUUAUUCCAACAAAGAGGCGCGUCGUCCUCCUUUGCGAACUCCUGAAGAUAGCGAACCGUCAAGAACUGAUAAAAAACCUUGGCGUCGUUCAAAUGAUGUUAAACCUGAUCAAACGAGCGAAUGGCGUAGAUCGGAUCCAGGAAAUGUAAGCAAACGCGUGGGUGAGGAACCGCGAAGAAGACAAGACAGCAGCGAAGAUAGCGGACGUGGGCCGCCCCGAAUCGCGCGGACAGGUUCAGAGAGUGGUUGGAGAGCGCGCGAAGCUGCUAGAAAAGCUGCCAACAAUGAAGCAGAUGGUGAGGGUCGAAAUGGUUUCGAUAGGGAAGAUGGCGGGUAUAGGACGAGAGACACGUCUGGGGAUCACGAACGCGCCGAUGAAUCUGCUCAAGCUGCUGAUGAUGAUGGAUUUACUUUGAUUAAGAGACGUAAGAAAUAG